AUGGAGAAAGAUUUGAAAAAGCGUGAAAAAGAAAAGGAAUCGUCUGAAGGUUCUGGAUCUGAACCAGAUGAGGAAUAUGAUAGUAGUGCUGCUGCUUCUGUUUCUGAUGAUUUAAUGGAUGGAGGAGGGGAAACUGAAAAGACAACAAAAAAGAGUGAAAAGAAGAAAAAAGAGAAGAAAGAAAAAAAGGAGAAAGUAUCUAAAAAAGGAGGUGGCGAAAAGAAUGAUAAGAAGGAAAAGAAGAAGAAGAAAGAUCCGAAUGCUCCAAAAAGAAAUCAGACAGCCUUCUUUUUAUGGCAAACAGAAAAUCGUUCAAAAAUUAAAAAAGAGGGUGAUACAAUUGCUGAGACUGCUACUAGGGCUGGUCAAAUGUGGAAGGAAAUGAGUGCUGAAGAUAAACAACCUUAUGAACAAAAAGCUAAGGAAGACAAGGAACGCUAUGAGCGUGAAAUGAAAAUUUAUAAAGACAAAAAACAAAAAUCGGAUGAAGAAAGUAAUAAUGAAGAUGAUGAACCUUCAACUAGUGCAAAGGCAACGAAGGCUUCUUCAAAACCGUCUUCAAAACCAUCAACAACAAAAUCAUCAACAAAAAAUUCUAGCCCAAUUAAAAAGCCAAUCUCAAAAGAAUUUGUUGAUGAUUCGACUGAUUCUUCUUCAAUUUCUGAUUGA
Molecule: messenger RNA, 669 nt
Organism: Meloidogyne enterolobii
Lineage: Eukaryota; Metazoa; Nematoda; Chromadorea; Rhabditida; Meloidogynidae
Source: the annotation of a GenBank genome assembly